AUGGCGGCUCCCCGGCUGGUUCUGGUGUUCAGCGGGAAGAGAAAAUCCGGGAAAGAUUUCAUCACCGACCGACUACAGGAGAGCCUGGGCGGAGACACGUGCGCCAUCCUGCGUCUCUCGGGUCCCCUGAAGAAGCAGUUUGCUCAGGAGCGCGGUCUGGACUUCCAACGCCUGCUGGACGCCAGCGAGUACAAAGAGACCUUCCGAGCCGCCAUGAUCCGCUGGGGGGAGGAGCAGAGGACCGCCGACCCCGCCUACUUCUGCCGCCUCAUCGUAGAGGGCGUGUCCCAGCCUGUGUGGAUCAUCAGCGACGCCCGGCGGAGGUCAGACGUGGAUUGGUUCCUGUCAUCGUACCGCGGCGUCACCCAGACAGUGCGCGUGGUGGCGUCACAUGAGACCCGGAGGGCGCGAGGAUGGGAGUACACCCCGGAGGUGGAUGAGGCGGAGUCAGAGUGCGGUCUGGACUCCGGCGUGACGUUUGAUUGGAUCAUCACUAAUGACGGGGAUCAGCGCGCUCUGGAGGAGGAGCUUCACAAACUGACGGCGUUCAUCCGGAGCAAGCUGGACGCAGACGUGUGA
Molecule: messenger RNA, 579 nt
Organism: Staurois parvus
Lineage: Eukaryota; Metazoa; Chordata; Amphibia; Anura; Ranidae
Source: the annotation of a GenBank genome assembly